AUGGGGAAAGCAAAUAAAGCGCUCCGAGAUUUCAUCAACGAUAUUCCGGAUUCAAAGCUGACGGGAUUUCCGGAGAGCGGUGGAACGAUUUACUCUGAUCGAGACUUCCGCCUGGAUAUGCAAUGCAAGACAAGCAACGGCGGAUACAACCUCCAAAUCCAAAUUAACAAGGGGACGACAAUCACAAGUCUUAGGUCUUCAGCUCCGCGAACGGUGGCUGGGCCAGUUCUUGCUACGGGCACCGAAUCGGCUAGUGUCAUUCGGGCCAACUUCAUCGCCCUUAUGAAGAUCUGACAUAUUUUGGACUUGUCCCUUGUUUUAUCCCAUGGGGGUUGUUGGACCGGGGCUGCUGUCGGAUAGAGUAGGGGUUUGAGGGGUUGGGAGAAGGAGAAGUUUUGAUUUUAGUUAAGGUAGUGAGCGGUUGGGCAGAUGAGAUAUUAAAGUCAAGAAAGCGCGAAGAGAAUAAAGUAUAAUGAAAAAAAAAAA
Tuber melanosporum (Perigord truffle) is the source of this 486-nucleotide messenger RNA. RefSeq lists its product as uncharacterized. The coding region runs from base 1 to 294 and encodes 97 amino acids. The record is from RefSeq and is a predicted model, not a curated record. Lineage: Eukaryota; Fungi; Ascomycota; Pezizomycetes; Pezizales; Tuberaceae. The transcript has 2 exons.